AUGUCACAAUUGUUGUCUGCUAAUUACAUGCAAAGUCUGCCAGCCGAACUUGUGACGUUUUUAACCAGUAUGCAGUCACAGUUCAAGGCACUUAACGAACGUACAGCACAUUUGGAAUCUCUUGCUGCCGAAAAUGUCCAAUUGCAUGCUCAAUUAGCUAAUGUCCGGCAGGAGAAUGCCGAUCUCCGAUCUCAAUUGUUGCAAAACAAUGUGACUGGUCCUGUUCCCAGCUCUGCUUCUCUUCCUGCACCCCAACUGUUCUCUGACAAAACUGGUCCUGAUGGUUUUGAAUAUGUUUAUAUUCCUCGCUCACGUCGUAUUAUGCACAGUGAAGUGCACCGCUCUCUCCGCACUCUUAGUGUUGACACUGGUCGCCUGUUAGAUAUUAAUUUUCCUGCUUGUGGAGUCAUUGGAAUUCUUGUUUAUGUGCAGUAUCUUGAGGAAUUUAAGUCCCAAUUAGCUAGUGCUAAGGUCUCUCUUGUCAACAACUUUGAUCCACUUGAUCCUAAAAAUGUUGCUGAUCCCAAGUUUGCCAACUUGUCUGUCUCUGGUCUUGAAACCCAGGCUUUGGUUCUCCAAAAUGCCCGCUGUCUCCAAGCUCUCAAGUUUUUGCGUUCUCACUUGGUUCUGCCAGUUGCUCACUUCUUUGUCCA
This is a messenger RNA of Phycomyces blakesleeanus NRRL 1555(-), 653 nucleotides long. RefSeq lists its product as hypothetical. Lineage: Eukaryota; Fungi; Mucoromycota; Mucoromycetes; Mucorales; Phycomycetaceae. The record is from RefSeq and is a predicted model, not a curated record. The annotation marks the transcript as partial. The transcript is spliced from 2 exons.